ACGUCACAUCUCGUUACGCCAUUUUUGUUGGGGAGCAGUCGUGUUAAGAAAAUCAGGAUUAGGUCCAGUGCAGUUUUGUGAAACGGUAACUCGUUUAAUCGGCUCUUUAAGUUGUCUUCGAGCUGGACAGCUGCUUGUCCACCACACCAUGUCAUCAGAAAAUCUCGACUCGGACACACAGGUGGACUACGAGGAUGAAAAACAGGACUCCCAGGAGAAAAAUGCAAACCCGAUGAAAGCAGAGGAGAUCAAGCUGAAAGCGAAGUACCCCGGCCUGGGCCAGAAACCUGGUGGCUCUGACUUCCUGAUGAAGAGGCUGCAGAAGGGGCAAAAGUAUUUUGACUCGGGCGACUACAACAUGGCCAAGGCCAAGAUGAAGAAUAAGCAGCUUCCGGUGGCGGGACCUGACAAGAACCUGGUGACAGGUGAUCACAUCCCCACGCCACAGGAUCUGCCACAGAGGAAGUCGUCCUUGGUGACCAGCAAGCUAGCUGGUUAGCCUUCAUCAUCUCAAAGGCACCCCCCACCCCCACUCCGGGGGAUCCCAGGAAAACAUCCCUCUUCAACCUCACCUGUGUCCCCAAUAUGUCUGCUCCUCCCCUCCUUCUGCUUCCUUUUUCAUCCCCAGGCACCACUGGCUUUAACAUAUCGGGCAGAGUUGUAUAAGUUAAGACUCCCGUUUGCUUGUGUGUGAGCGGGGAGAGUUGGGAGGGAUGGAGGUUUGGGGGAGCCACAGGCUGCAGCCCUCUCUGCCUUUCCACCACGCACAUCUCCAUCCUCUCUGCGCACUCUGCUCUGCCGCCUCCCUUAUAUCUUGGGUUUUCAGCAUUCCAAGAUGCAUUACAGUAGGCGUGUGUCAUCAGGCAGGGUAGGACGGGGUGAGUUAAUGCACUUUGUAUUCUGUAUAGUUCUGUUGAGUUCUUUUUCAUCCUAAAUGACACCAAAAUAUUGUUUGUAAGAGGGUUAGGUAUCAUAGUCACAACUUGUUUAAUGUGUUUUUUCUGUCCUGGUGGCUUGCUUCAGCGGUCGGUGUUGAAGUGAAUACUUGCUUAUCUACCAAAUCUGUUUGAGUUAACGUGUUUGUUUUAUUUUCCACCAACACCCUGGUGGGAAAUGAACAGAGUGUACUUUGCAUCUCACCCUUCGGUAACGUUUUUAUCCAAAGUAACCUGGGGUCACCCGCUGCAGUUGCAGCAAAUGGGGAUUUCAAGUGUUUUCUUUGCCUCUGUUUUACUCCCUUUGCUCUUGUUCUCUUUAAAUAUGCUGCAUGAUUGUAACAUUUAAGAAAAAGCCUAGACCUUCUCUUUUUGUUAAAUGGCAGUGGGACAUCUGCAUAGUGAAUAAAAAGCAUCAAAAAGAAGACACGAAUCGAGCAAAUGUCCGCAGUCACACUUGUCUGAACAUUUAGCUGUCCCGACAGUCCAUCCACGCGUGUUGGCAGCCCAGAGCAGAACCUUUGCUUUAUUAUCCCAAAUCUGGGGGCUCUGCUGUUUUCAGUCUUUGGUCGGUGGUUCUUGAGUUGCAUCAAGUUGUGUGUUCACCAUGAACCGUGGGAUUAAUGGGGAGAGGGUUAUGGUCGUGAGGGAGGAAUGCACGUAAUUGGUGACAAGCGUGGUGCUUUGAGGACAAGUCUAGAGAGUACACCCUCCAGAACUGGUAGUUCAAAAUGGAAUCACUGGGGGGUUUCAUUCUGGGAUUUUUACACUUGGAGAUUCUUUGCUGUAUGUGCAGAAGGUGGAGACACUUGUGUUUUCACCGAAUCAUCGACACGGCGUUGCGUUUUCAUGAGGCAGAAGGGAAGAGCGCUAUAGCCAUCCUGAUGGCUCGCCCUCCUUUCAGCUACAAAACUUUAGCUCCACCUUAAGGACCGUAGUUUUUCCAAAGGGGAUUUCUAAUCGGGGUUUUUUUUUUUCCCCCAUAAUAAAACUUUCACAUCUUAAACUCAAAUCAGUUAUAAAACACUAACUAAAUGAAUAACAUUUGACCUUCUUGGAAUACAGAUCCUGUCCCGGCAUACACGUUUUUCUUUUCCUCCCAAACUGUCACUUGGCUCUUUUAUGUCAGGCUGUCAGUGAGUAAUGGCAACCUGAUCAGUGCAGCUUUGAGAAGCAAUGUGGGACACUUCAUAUCUGCAGGAGCACACUUAGCAAAGCUGAGAGAUUUCAUAACUUGAUGAGGGGGCAAAGUGUGCGUGUGUGAUGUACCGAAGUCCCACCUGUUCUUGUGAUUCGACCUGUGAAACGGGUCAGAAGAGCGAUCACGUCUCCAGACUUUGAAUGUGCAGCCUUCACACAUUUAAGAAUCGCAUCUGGAUUCUUGCACUCUUUGAAACUUAAGUGUAGAUCACUGCUUCAGGGAACCUCCACAAACUCACACUCCAACAUGUAGGCUACACCAUAGGACACCACUACUUUAGCAACCUCACUUUCAAAUGUGUCAAAUUUGCAGUGAGUGAGAGAAAAGUGACCUGUUAUGGUGCUGUAUGAAUGCAAAGCUUAUUUUCUGUUCAAACUAUUGUAAAUAGACUUUAACAGGAUAUAACGUUUUGAUGUUUGCCUCCCACGUUUUGAGUUUUUUUGUAGCUUGAGCUCAUUUUGAUCCGGUGGUUCCUUUCUCCUCGGUUUGACACUACUUCUACUGUAACCUGUUGCAUCGCAGAGGCUUUGUGAAUUUGUAUCAUAUGAAAAAUGUGUGUAAAUUCUUCUGAUUCAAAGACAAAUCCAAAAACAAAACCCUGUAAAGAACACCUGUCCUGUUUAUUUUAACAAGCCGAUCCAUUUUUUUUUUGUUUCUCUUGAGUCGCCGUUGCAAAAUUUUCCAGCUUCAGUGGCGAAAUCGACUCCACGUGAGAUUGUUUUUAACUUUCAAGAAAACUGUUCAGUGGCUUUUAAAAAGUGCAUUAUUGGUUUUGAUCUGAUUUGUGGUGAGGCCAGAGCUGAAAACUCUGAAAUGCUUUAUUUUUUAUCGUUGUAAUUGGUGAUAUCAAAUAAACGUGUCAUUUGGUUUAAAACAUUCAUUUUUACUGACGAGAAAAGAAGCUGCAAAGUGAAAAUGCACGAAACAAAAGUGGAUAGGGGCUCUUGAACGCUACUUGACAUUUAGCUCUGCACAGAGCAGUUCAAAAAGAAGAAACAACAGAGCGUCUUUUAAACCCAACAAACGGGGUGUGUGUCAUUCAGCCACGAUAAUUACGUGCCAGAAUGUAAAUGACAACAUGUUCUCUGAAGUAUUUCUGUGCUGCUUUUACCUUACAUGUUUUCUUGUUUUGCAAGUAUAUUUCUUUUCUUUCCUCUUUCCUUUGGACUUUUGUUCUCUUAUUGGAUAAUCGGUAUAUUUGAAUCUGGUCCAAAAGAAAAACAACUGUAGGAAAACCAGGAGCACCCUUCCUUCCAAGAAAAACAAAACAAAAACAAACAAAAAAAAAGGGGGGGGGGGGGGGUAAAAAGAGGUUGACUUGAGAACACAAGUAUCAUUUUCAAAUUUCAGAAAGUACAGGGGUACUUGAUAUGUUUCUGUUGUGUGGAAUACAAGAAGAGGAUUUUUGUCAGUAUUUAAAAUAAACUUUUACAUUAAUAAUUA
This is a messenger RNA of Nothobranchius furzeri (turquoise killifish), 3579 nucleotides long. It is a transcript of the gene ensab, whose product is annotated as endosulfine alpha b. The record is from RefSeq and is a predicted model, not a curated record. Gene Ontology annotation, cellular component: cytoplasm. Gene Ontology annotation, molecular function: protein phosphatase inhibitor activity. Lineage: Eukaryota; Metazoa; Chordata; Actinopteri; Cyprinodontiformes; Nothobranchiidae.